Molecule: messenger RNA, 350 nt
Organism: Podarcis raffonei (Aeolian wall lizard)
Lineage: Eukaryota; Metazoa; Chordata; Lepidosauria; Squamata; Lacertidae
Product: putative 60S ribosomal protein L39-like 5
Exons: 1
Coding region: 1-138 (45 amino acids)
Biological process (GO): translation
Cellular component (GO): ribosome; cytosolic large ribosomal subunit
Molecular function (GO): structural constituent of ribosome
Source: RefSeq, a predicted model, not a curated record
AUGUCUUCCCACAAGACGUUGAAGAUCAAGUGGUUUCUCACUAAGAAGCAGAAGCAGAAGCAGAACAGGCUCAUCCCGCAAUGGAUCCGCAUGAAAACUGGCAAUAAAAUCACCUACAACUCCAAAAGGAGACACUGAAGGAGGACCAAGCUCAGACUGUAAAGAGAAGCAGCUCCAAUCUUACUGGCACAACCCUGUAUCUUGCAUCAAACUCUCGAGCGCUAGAAUGGUCUCUUCCUACCAAUCUGCCAGAUUAUCAGGGUUGGAAUUCUGUCUUGUGCUGUGCAGUCUCCCCUCUUUGUAGAAAUAUUUGUUAUUACAAAUAUUAAUGAAUAAAAAACUGAAUGAUG